Molecule: messenger RNA, 564 nt
Organism: Humulus lupulus (European hop)
Lineage: Eukaryota; Viridiplantae; Streptophyta; Magnoliopsida; Rosales; Cannabaceae
Exons: 2
Coding region: 1-564 (187 amino acids)
Source: RefSeq, a predicted model, not a curated record
AUGGACUCCGCUGUUGCUACUGUAUUUGCUAACCUUAAUUCAGUGUCGAUCCUUAAUGGUAAUAACUUUAAGGACUGGAAGGAGAACAUUUUCAUUGUUCUUGGCUGCAUGGAUCUUGACCUUGCAUUAAGGAUGGAUCGACCUGCUUCUCUUACGGAUGCUAGUACCUCCGAGCAAAGGAGGAUUUAUGAGAAGUGGGACCGUUCAAAUCGCAUGAGUCUUAUGAUCAUCAAGCGCGGCAUACCUGAGGCUUUUAGGGGUGCGGUGUCCGAAGAGGUCACCGAUGCCACAACAUUCCUUGCUGAAAUUAAGAAACGCUUUGCAAAAAGCGAUAAGGCGGAAACAAGUACUCUUUUAAAGAAACUUAUUUCCAUGAGGUUUAAGGGCAAGGAAAACAUAAGGGAGUACAUUAUGGAAAUGUCUCACCUUGCUUCAAAGUUGAAGGCACUAAAGCUUGAGCUUUCGGAUGACUUGCUUGUGCAUAUUAGUGCUUAUCUCUCUUCCUCCACAAUUCAGUCAAUUCAAGGUCAGUUACAACUGUCAAAGGGAGAAGUGGACUCUUAA